AUGCGCGGCUCCGAUUGGCGGAGGGCGCUGUCCGUCGGAGGGGCUCUGAUUGGUCGGACGCAAGGAGGGGGUGGUACCUGGUCCUUUGUGACGUCGGCCCGGGGGUUGCUGGUCCUGCUUCAAUUGGUCGCUGGCGCUGCCCGUCAGUGGGAGGGAGGAGUCGGGACCUGGUCACGUGAGGCGGGGCCGGUGUGUCGACGGGGCGGAGCCACAGAGAUCCACCGGCGAGUGCACUCCGGCGAGAGGCCCUUUGGCUGCUCCGACUGCAGCAAGAGGUUCAAGAGGGCGCAAAAGCUGAAGAGCCACCGGCGUGUGCACACGGGCGAGAGGCCCUAUGGCUGUUCCAGCUGCGGCAAAAGCUUUGCCCAGUUGUCGGGGCUACGACGGCACCGGCAGGUGCACAGCAGUGAGCGACCCUUCACCUGCUCUGACUGCAGCGAAAGCUUCAAGUCGAAGCCGGAUCUGAAGGUACACAGGCGCCUGCACACCGGCGAGCGCCCCUACACCUGCAGCGAUUGCGGCAAAAGCUUUACCCGCUCCAACCACCUGCUGGAGCACCAGCGCACCCACACCGGCGAGCGCCCCUUCACCUGUAACCAGUGCCACAAGGGCUUCACCUGCUCCACCUAUCUGCUGUCCCACCAGCGGGUGCACACUGGCGAACGUCCGGUCCCCAGCCCAGUGUGUGGAGAGCACUUUGCCAUGGCCUCCCACGCCCUGUCUCACCAGCACGUGCACACCAGCCCUACGACUGCCCAGGAAAGAGUUGUUAGUCGGUUGUUAGAACACAUGCGGUUAAACAUACUCGCCGUAUCUGUCGCGGUCUACUAA
Molecule: messenger RNA, 831 nt
Organism: Amblyraja radiata (thorny skate)
Lineage: Eukaryota; Metazoa; Chordata; Chondrichthyes; Rajiformes; Rajidae
Product: zinc finger protein 239-like
Exons: 4
Coding region: 1-831 (276 amino acids)
Biological process (GO): regulation of transcription by RNA polymerase II
Cellular component (GO): nucleus
Molecular function (GO): RNA polymerase II transcription regulatory region sequence-specific DNA binding; DNA-binding transcription factor activity, RNA polymerase II-specific
Source: RefSeq, a predicted model, not a curated record